CGUUAAAUCUGUUAAGGAGAGAAGGGAACUAAAUAUUUGCUUAACAUCUCAACUUACCAGUCACUGCUAUGUAAAAUGUAUGCAUUAACUGAUACAAUAUCACUUUUAUACUCAUUUCCUUAUUACAGAAACGAUGAAAAUACAGCAUCUAUUUUACAAGAUCACUAUCUUGAUUCAUCAUGGAGAACUGAGAAUGGUCUUAUUCCUUGGACUCUGGAUAGCACCAUCAGUGAAGAGAACAGAGCUGUCAUUGAGAAAAUGUUGUUGGAAGAAGAGUAUUAUUUAUCUAAAAAAUCACUUCCAGAAAAAUUCUGGCUUGGUCAGAAGGAAGGUGAUAAAAAAUACAUGAAGAGUCUGCAGAAAACAGCAAAAAUCAUGGUACAAUCUCCUACAAAACCAGCCAGUUUCUCAGUAAAGUGGACGAUAGAAGAAAAAGAGCUGUUUGAACAAGGGCUGGCUAAAUUUGGCCGAAGGUGGACCAAAAUUGCAAAGCUAAUUGGAAGUCGAACUAUUUUACAAGUGAAGAGCUAUGCCAGACAGUACUUUAAAAAUAAGGUAAAAUUAGAUGAUCCAGAGAAGGAAACACCAAAUCAGAAGAACAACAGUGAUUUUCAGAUUAAAAGUGAAGAUGAAAGCUCAAAGUCAUGGACCCCAUCAAGUUUAAGGGGACGUGCUGAUCCCAACUUGAAUGCUGUAAAAAUUGAGAAGUUAUCUGACGAUGAAGAAGUAGACAUCACAGAUGAGGCAGAUGAGUUGACUUCUCAGGCACCUCAGGAGAAUCCUAGUAGUGAUAUUUUAUUAGACACCUCUAAUAGUAAAAAUAAUGAAACCUACCAAGGAGAAUGUAUUACCUCUGACAGCAAGGAAGAUCCCAUUUCUAAAUCUUCCAAGGAAUAUCUUCAGAAUUCAAAGCACAUUGAGAUGGAAACACUUUCAAGCUCAGGAAUUAAAUUUUGGACUGAAAAACAGAGCACCACUGAUAAAAAAUCAGUUGAAUUAAAUGAUCAGAAAUGUAAUAAACUGAUGAAAAACAGUGAUAAGCACAAUGGAAAUGGAAUAGUAGAUGAUACCAGGUUGUUGCCUUCUCUGGAACCUUGUGAAGUUCAGAAAGAUUUGAGUGAUCAUGAAAUGCUUUUUCAUUCUUGCCAAAUGGAGGAGGAGCACCAUGUGGAAGAAGAGCUUAAGCCACCGGAGCAAGAAGUAGAAAUAGAUAGAAAUAUUAUUCAAGAAGAAGAAAAACAAGCAAUUCCUGAGUUUUUUGAGGGACGCCAAGCUAAAACACCAGAACGCUAUUUGAAAAUUAGGAAUUACAUUUUGGAUCAGUGGGAGAUAUGCAAACCGAAAUACUUAAAUAAGACCUCAGUACGUCCUGGCCUGAAGAACUGUGGGGAUGUUAAUUGUAUUGGACGGAUUCAUACAUACCUCGAAUUGAUAGGAGCAAUCAAUUUUGGAUGUGAACAGGCUGUAUAUAACAGGCCACAACCAGUUGAUAAAGUACGAAUCAGAGACAGAAAAGAUACAGUAGAAGCAUACCAACUUGCCCAGCGUCUGCAAUCCAUGCGCACAAGGAGGCGUAGGGUCCGAGACCCAUGGGGAAAUUGGUGUGAUGCAAAAGACUUAGAAGGACAGACAUUUGAGCAUCUCUCUGCUGAGGAGUUGGCAAGAAGAAGAGAAGAGGAAAAAUGCAAACCUAUUAAAUCUUCAAAAGUGCAAAGACCAACAAAAAGCUCAUUUGAUCCCUUCCAACUGAUACCUUGUAAUUUUUUCAGUGAAGAAAAGCAGGAGCCAUUUCAGGUGAAAGUGGCUUCAGAAGCACUUUUAAUAAUGGAUUUGCAUGCUCAUGUGUCUAUGGCAGAAGUGAUUGGUCUCUUAGGAGGAAGAUACUCAGAAAUUGAUAAGAUAGUCGAAGUCUGUGCAGCAGAACCAUGUAACAGUCUGAGUACAGGACUGCAGUGUGAGAUGGACCCUGUCUCACAAACACAGGCCUCGGAAGCCUUGGCUGUCAGAGGCUACAGUGUUAUUGGCUGGUACCAUUCUCAUCCUGCCUUUGAUCCCAACCCUUCCCUACGAGAUAUUGAUACCCAAGCCAAAUACCAGAGUUACUUCUCCAGAGGUGGUGCCAAGUUCAUUGGAAUGAUUGUUAGUCCCUAUAAUCGAAACAAUCCUUUACCAUAUUCCCAGAUUACCUGUCUGGUUAUAAGUGAUGAAAUUAGCUCAGAUGGCUCUUAUCGUGUACCUUAUAAAUUCGAAGUACAGCAGAUGUUAGAAGAACCUCAGUGGGGAUUAGUGUUUGAAAAGACAAGAUGGAUAAUAGAAAAAUACAGGCUCUCCCAUAGCAGUGUCCCUAUGGAUAAAAUUUUUCGCCGGGAUUCUGACCUGACUUGUUUGCAGAAACUUUUGGAGUGUCUGAGGAAAACUCUGAGCAAAGUGACAAAUCGCUUCAUCGCUGAAGAAUUCUUGACUCAAAUAGAAAAUUUAUUCCUUUCCAGUUAUAAAAGCAAGCAGGAGAAUGGAGUGGGUGAAGACAACUGUACUGUAGGUCCAAAGGAAUUGUUAAUGUAGUGAUUUUAAAGUAAGGCAUUUUAAUCUUGACAUAAUAGGUCCUACUGUCAUUUACAACCUUGAAUGAUUGUAAUUUAGUUAACAGUGACACAGCUUUGAUACUUUUCUCUAGUUCACAAAAUCGGAACUUUGCCACAUAAAUCAUGUGACAGAAAGAGAUAGGGACUUGUUUUUAUGUAGUGAGUACCAGAGUUUGUGUAAAUGGGUUUGCCACGUUGCUCCUGUCCUGUGAGCAGUGGCCAGCAAGCAGAGCAGCAGACUGAAGGGCUGUCUGCUUUACUGUUGUAUUCAGGUUGAUAAGUAGAAUGUGUCUCUAAUUUUUAUUUCUCCCUGAACUAGUCAUUCCAUUUUUGGGAUCUCAUGUCUCAUUAGGAGCACUUCCAUCCUUUCCCUGUGUUUUGGUGAGAUUUGUUUAUGGUUGCAAAUGACAUAUGGAUGGGUGGCCCCAGAGGUAAUUAACGUGGUUGAAAAUUACUGAUUUAAUAAAUCUAACAACAUGCUAUGUGAGGCCAGGGGCGGGCGGGGGGGAGAGCCUAAGGAGAAAAUCUUAAAAAUAGGGAAGAGGCCCAAAGGAGGGAAUCAAAUUACCAGUUUUUUAAUUAUAGAUAUUUGCUUCCAUUUUUUUUUAUAACCACAAUACUACAGAAUAUGCCAUUUCCUCAGCUUUCUGAAACAUUUUGUAUGGAUUUCAGAUAUAUAAAAUAAUUAGCUUCAAUUAUAGGUCCACACAUUAGUGUGUAUGUGAUAAAACCUCAUUUAACUGCAACACAGAUAAUCAUAACCCUCAAACUAGAUUCUUUUUCUACUACCUGCUAUCAAUAGAAAGAGGCAAAUUACAAUAAAGCUUAAAUAAAUCAGAGAUUUACUUUUAAAAACAAAAAAGCCUUCCAGGACAAAUUGCAUAUGCAACCCAAUUUCAUGUACUUUUUGAAUGUAGAACAGAAGUCAGCAAAUUUUUUAUGUAAAGGAGCAGUUAGUUAAUAACGUAGGCUUUGCUGGACACAUACUAUCUCUACCAGACAUUCUUUAUAUUUUUUUACAACCCUUUAAAAAUGUAACGCCGUUCUUAGCUCAUAAGCCUCACCAAAAAACACUGCUGGUCAUUACCUUCCAACCCCUGCUCUAGAGAAUUGCAGAUAAUUAGGAUUUCUUUUUAGAUGCAUAAGCUUAAGACACUGACAGAUCUUGCAUCAUUUUCAAACAAAUAAAAGUCAAAAUUGUGGUUUACAUUUAAGUACAUUUUUUAAAAAAAAACCUAACAAUCAUGCUGCCUGAUUUAUCCUAAUUGUAGUUUAUUUCUUUUAACCAUCAAAUUUAUAUUCAUUCUUCAAUAUUCUUAUUAAUAACAGAUUUAUUGUGUCUAAUCUGGGUAUGAUCCUGUAUUUUUACCUUUUUGGUUAUAAUCAGUAGCCAAGGAAGAAUAAGGCAGUACUAGAAGAAGCAGUGAUCCAG
Molecule: messenger RNA, 4014 nt
Organism: Myotis davidii
Lineage: Eukaryota; Metazoa; Chordata; Mammalia; Chiroptera; Vespertilionidae
Gene: MYSM1
Product: Myb-like, SWIRM and MPN domains 1
Exons: 19
Coding region: 76-2562 (828 amino acids)
Biological process (GO): double-strand break repair
Cellular component (GO): BRISC complex; BRCA1-A complex
Molecular function (GO): polyubiquitin modification-dependent protein binding; metallopeptidase activity
Source: RefSeq, a predicted model, not a curated record